Entamoeba invadens IP1 is the source of this 1884-nucleotide messenger RNA. RefSeq lists its product as hypothetical. The record is from RefSeq and is a predicted model, not a curated record. Lineage: Eukaryota; Evosea; Mastigamoebida; Endamoebidae. The coding region runs from base 1 to 1884 and encodes 627 amino acids. The transcript has a single exon.
AUGUGUGUUCAAUUGGACCGCUACUCAAUGAUGAUUGUAUCAAAAUAUUUCAUGUGUUUAUCUGAUUUUAAAAAUAUGGUUUUUGUAUGUAAAAAGUUUCAAGAAAUACCAGAGAUGUUUCACUACAAUCCAAUUUCUAUUUUGUUUAAAACUCAAAAGUAUUUUCCAAAUGUUGAGACUCUUCACCUCUAUAAUGAAAAAGAUAAAUUCCUUUCUAAAUACAAACAAUACUAUGUACAUUACCCAAUCCCUUUACACAAAUAUUUUGAAAUCAAUAAGUGUCGACGUGUCAUAUGUCCAUUCAAAACCUAUUCAAUGUGUCAAGACAAAGGCUUUUUUUAUAAAGACGCAAACAUAUUUUUAGAUAAAGCUUUUGCAAAACAUACUUUAAAAACUAAUGAAAUGGAUUGUACAAACUAUAUUAAAUUUGGUGUAUCAUGUUUUGAAUCUAAUGAUUUAUUGACAGCAAUAACACUGUCGAGUAAUUUGUAUGAGAUUCCAGACAAGUGCUUUUAUAUGUGUGCAAACCUCAAAGAAAUUGAUUUGAAACACAUCAGAAUGUUUGGGGAGUUUUGUUUUUGUGGAUGUGAUAGUUUAAGUGCAAUAACUUUGGGUACAAACAUUAUAAAAAGUGAUAAAACGGCAUUUGAAGACGUUACAUCAAUUCAAAAUGUUACAGCACCUGGAGUAACAAGUGUCGACUUAUAUAUCACAGUAUCUUCAUCAAAAGCGUUUACUAAUAUAAAGCAUAAAACAGUCAUCACAAAAUUCGACAAAAACGUUUUGCCAGAUUUAUUAUCGGACGAAAUUCAUAGAGAUGCGUUCAGAAACAAAGGUGGACUUUCGGAUAUCAAUCUUGCAACCACUGUAACUGUUAUUGAAGAUUGCGCGUUUAAUGCUUGUGAUAUAAAACGACUUGAUUUGUCGAAUGUGAUAUCUUUUGGAAGCCAAUAUGACAUGAAUUUUCUCACUGCAAUAACAUUGAAUAAAAACAUUCAAAUUAGUAAUUUAUAUGAUUACAUUGGACUGAAGAAAAUAGAUGUUAUCGACACUCGAAAAAUUAAUGGAAUUGCUGCGUGUUGGAUGAAAGAAAUGUUAGAUGAAAAAAGUCUCGAAGUUGACAAAUUUUAUUACACUCAAAAAGAUGGCAUUGUAUUUAAGGGUAAAUUUCCCCCAAAUUGCAAAAAUAUUACAGCCAUUUUCGCAUGUUCGACCUUCGCUGAAUACAAACACGAAGAAAUUGUAAUACCAGAGGGUGUACAAUCAAUUGAUAUUAAUGCUUUUGAAAACAAUGAUAAAUUGAGAAAACUUGUAUUUCCAGCGAGUAUAAUAUUUCACGAUGAAAUGGUUGAUUAUGACAAUUUUAAAUUUUCACAUUCAAAUAUCGAAGAGCUUUGUAUUAGACCACAACCAAACUUAAUAAUAACUGAUUGUCCCAAGCUCACUUCAGUCACUUUUAUUGACCAAAACAUCACCAACCGUUGUAUUUUCUAUAAAUGUUUUAAUGUUAAAAACAUUGAAUUUUUAAAUAUGCCCAUGAAUUUUGUAUUUAGAGGGAAUAUCGAUUUUACUAUUUACGAUGUACUUAAGAAUAGAUACAAUUUCGAAGGCGAUGUCGUGUUAUAUUUAAUUAAUCCAAAAUUAAUUGACAAUAAUGGGGUUUUAAAAAUCCCAGAUGAAGUCAAUAUUAUUGAGGUGUCUGCAAUAGAAUCUCCUAAUCUCAUAGAAGUUUGGUUAGGGAAAAAAAUAAAUAUGAUAAACACUUGUGCUUUCUAUCGAUGUAGUAAUUUAGAGUGUGCAAAAAAUAUGAAAAAGUCUGUUGACAUUCGUUGCAAUGCUUUUUAUAAGGUUGGUAAAACAUUCACAAUUGAAUACGUUGAUUAA